AUGCACGAAACAGAAGACGUGCUGAGACAACGUCAUCCGGCGGAGGCGUCGCCGUCGAAGGCCGCCGCGGAACGUCUUCUGAAGCCGAAAAUCGAAGACGUGCGGCCGACGAGCGACGAGAGCGACAUGGAGGCCAUCCUUCACGACGAGGACAGGUAGAACAUGUUUGGAAACGAAGGGAUUAUAGUAACUUCAGAAAAAUAAACAGUAUUUUAGUGAGCUAUUGAGUUAAGCUUUUAAAAAUAAGCCAGUUUUGUGAUUAUUCAAUUUUGAACCAUGAUAAAAAAAGGAUAAAUUCAAAAUAAAUUUAUAUAGCUGAUUCACGGUUAACUUACGCCAUCAAAAAAGGGUCUUGACACGAUUUAAAAAAAGGAGACAGUGUCUGGUUAGAGAGUGCGCAGACAGGCCAGUCUUCCUAGCUCGCCGUGAAUCAGCUAUAUCACCAACUUCCAUAUAGAAAACGAAGGAGAAUUUCAAAUUCUAUCUUUGAAAAGAAAUAUGUUUUGAUAAACACAGUGCGAAUUUCAUAGAGGCCAACUGAAUAAAGUGGUAAUUUUCCUAAUUUGGUGCUCUAAUAAUUCCUGAAAGCUGAUGAGAAAAAGUCUGUUCUUCAUACUUUUCCGUCUUUUUCGAAGUUUUUCAUCACUUUAUAAAACUUUUUAGCGACGCCGGGCUCAAGAAAAAAGAAGAGUAAGUUUGUCAGUGUGUUGUACAUGUGUUCUGUUCAGCAUGUCAAAAAAAAUGUUCUGAUUUAGUAAUGGAUUAUUAUCUUUCCUUGUAGUCUUUUUUUAGAAAAUGCACUUCGAUUAAACAUUCACUCAAUUUAUGAAUAGGCUAUCAUGCACAUUUUUAGUUAUUAUUACAUAGGUAAAACGGAAAGUUUCUUCUGGGGACCCUCAAAAAGAGCUGAAAAAGUUUCGCUGAAAGCUUGAAAUUAUGGGAAACGCCCUUUGAGCUUUUUUUUUUCAUAGCCUCAGAAUCACUUGAAAUCUUUGGAGUUGUUCUUUUCGUUAAGGGAUGUGAAAAAUAUUAAAAAUGACAAAAUUACUCUUGGGAACUCUUAGAAGCUCUUUUUUGAAAGAACCUUUCAAGAAGCCUUUCCGUUUUUUUCCUGACCCUACUGAAAAAUAGCACAAUAAAUGUGUUUUUCAAUUUUUUUUUGUUUUUCAGAAUGGAACGCUACACGAAAAGUAUUCCUCAAGACAAAGGAAGCCUUGGCGAAUUCGCCGAUUCGUUUCUGGAAUCGCUGCCUCCUAGGUGAGAUCCAUAGCAAGAGAAAAAAAUAUUUGAAUAUUUUUUUCGCAUUGUAUGGGAUUACUGUUUCUUGAAAACUAUUGAUUCCAAAAUAAUAAGCGGUGGUACUGAGAGACGAGUAGUCCAAGGGUUAUUGAAAGAUUUCUAUCAAAGUCGAAAUUAUUCAGUUUUUGAGAUCAGAAGCAAUUUUUAAUGUUCAUUUUUCCUUUUAAUUUUUAAUGUAAAAAAAGAAAAAAAUAUUGGUUUAAAAAAAAAGUUUAAAGAUAGAAAUCAUGCUAUUUUUGAUGCCGUAUUCAUAGUAUUUUCGGCGAUUUUAAAAUUGAAAUAUUUUUCGUUUAAACUAACUUUGUGAAAUACGCAAAAUUGGAUUUUGGGAGCCGCUAGAAGAUUGGGUUUACAACCAGAUGGCGACUUUUACUCCAGUUCUGGUUAAAAAGGCCCAAAUUGUUAUAAUUUUUGAGUUUUGCUCGCAAAGGUCGUUGUAGGACCUAAUUUUUUCACUGACUUAAAAAUCCGACAUCGUGUUCUUCGUGAAAUCAUUUAAAACGGGAAAAGCGUCAAUUUUGAAAUCACGACAUGAAGAAACAUUUGUAAAAAGCUUUUACUUUUGCUAUUCAAUGAUGAAAAUGAUGAAAAAAAUUGCUCCCAGUUUUGGAAAUUUCGAUAUAUUCGUUAACUUUCUCCCAGAUGGCGAAAUUGGGUGGUCCGUGGCGUCUUCACUUUCAUAAUGGUCUCCAUGUUCUCCUUUUUGGUGAAUCGCGGCGCCACUUGGCUCAUGGCUUUGGUUCGUUUCUUCUUCUUUUUUUUUGUCAUAUUCGAAUAAGAUUAAAUAAAUAAAAAAAAAAGAAUCACUGAAAAAAAUGGCUUGAGCUAUAGAAAAAGGGUUCUGGCACGAUAAAUAAAGAAGAAAAGACAGUGUUUGGCAGGUGGAGAGCGCAGACAGGCCUUCGCGUUACAGCUAGACAUUUAUAGGCUAAGGCUGAACCUUGAAAAGAGAAUUUACAAAAUCAUGCAGAAAAGACAAAGUUUACAGGUGUUCCUGAUCCAGUUCAAAUGCUUCCAAGAGAUAAUCACAAUUGGCCUGGCUGUCUAUCGACUUUAUGAUUUCCCCUGGUUCCGAACCUUGUCCUGGUUUGUUUUUAACCCAAAAAGAUGAUAUGCUCUCUGAAAAGUGAAAAUUUUUUGAGUCUUGAAAGUCCUUUCAGAAAAAAAAGUGUUUUUUAACGUUUUGAGAGAUUUUUGGCUGGUUUUCUGAACUAUUUAAAGUUUAUAUCUAAUAUUUGACAUUUUUACAAGAUUUUUCACACACUUUAAGAAAAAAGCCUUUUUGAAACAAGCAUGUGCUUUUUGCAACUUUUUGAGACCUUUUUCGGGCAUAUUUUUUAAACUCUUCAAAAAAAACGUUUGACUUUGAAGGCUUUUUAAAAUCUUUAAAAACUUUUGUUUUAUUAACUUUCCGAGAAAUUGUUUGAGUUGGUGUUUUGAAUACUUUAUAGCCCGUUUUUAAAAUUGCCUUUAAAAAUUUCAUGUUUUAACCGGUGAAAAAAGCCUUUUUCAGGUAUUUCCUGGUGACGAGCAACUAUUUCUUCUUCGGCGAAAGUUUGAUCGAUUAUUGGGCCAUUUUGCUGCGAAAAGACGUCAGUUUUCACUUUCCAUUUAUAGUUUAUUUGAUGCUUUUUCAGAACUUUUUGAAUUUUCUGGUCACCUACCACAGGCUGAUCUCCUUCUUUUUGUACUGUAUCGGAUUCGUUUGGUUCGUUUUGUCCCUCCGUAAGGGAUACUACAUGCGCCAGUUCUCAUUGGUUCGUUCAAUUUACAUUUGAUUAAAUUAAACAAAAAAUCGUUUGAUUAUGACUCUAUAAAAAUUAAGGUGGUGUUGGUAAAGUUGAUUUUUAUUAUUUCAGUUCGCUUGGACGCAUAUUUCGCUUCUUCUGAUCGUCAGCCAGUCGUUCUUCAUCAUUCAGAACAUUUUUCAAGGCAUUAUUUGGUGAGCAGAAAAAAAUCCAUAAAUACUUUUUUUUAUUUCUACUUUUUUUUCGGGAGGGUCUUAAAUUUUCAAUUCGAAAAAUUUCGGAAAUUUUGAGGGCUUUUUGAAGAUUUAUUUAGUUUUUCAUCGUUUUAAACCAGAAAACUUCUUUUUUUCCUCAAAUUCAGGGUUGAACUGAUAAUGAUCCAACAAAAUUGGAUCAUUAUUUGUUUUAUCGUACAGGAUCUUACUGUGUUGAAUCUUCUUUAAGCGAUUUUUUUCAAAAAUUACAUCAUUUUCAUCGAUUUUUUUGGAGUAUUUUUUUUAUCUUCCUAACUUUUGAAAUUCAUUUUGAAGUCACUUUUGAGUGUUGUCGUCUUCUUUGGGUAGCUAUUUUUCUCUCUCUCUAGCAAGGAAGAUAAUUUUUCUUUGCAUUUAGAAACUCUCUAGAAUUUGCCCAGGCCACUUUUCGAUGUGCCAGAUGAAGAUCCUGAAAGUCUCCAACUUUCUAGUUUUUGAAAAACGAACCUGAAAGCUACAAAUAGCUCACAAAAGCUGUUCAAAUGAGCCAUUUUUGGGCUUUGAACACUUACUUCUUGAAAACAAAAAAGUUGUGCAGGUUAGGCCUCACGGGUUCUUCAUAUGAUACAAUGAGUGUUCUGGCUAAUUUCCAAAGAAAUUCCCAACCGCAAAGUGAAACGACCUUCCUUGUGAGGUAAAAAAAAAUGUACUGAAAAGAUAUUUUUCCCAGGUUCCUGGCGCCAGUUUCGAUGAUCAUUUGCUGCGACAUCAUGUCCUACUUUUUCGGCUUCUUCUUCGGAAAAACUCCCUUGAUCAAGCUGUCGCCCAAGAAAACGUGGGAAGGAUUCGUCGGCGGCGCCUUUUCCACUGUCGUUUUCGGCAUUUUGGUAUGGGUUUUUUUCAGUUAUCACUGGUUGAUUUUUUAAAAUUAAAUCGUUCAAGGUUUCCGAAAAAGACAGGUCUCAUUAGAUAAGUAGCCCUACUCCUCUACAUUUUGUGAAUUCAGCGAAUAAUUUCACUAAAAACAAGGCAAAGGACCCAAAUAUGAGUUUCAAGUUUUAAAUUUGGAAGAAUUGGCUCCGUUUGUUCGUCUAACCAACUUCAAUAUCCCUCUUUUUUUUUAAAAAUUUCAUUUAUUUCUCAAGAUUUUGCUUAAAAGGGACAAAAUGGCUGCUUUUUUCAAAAAAUGCGUUUUUUUUAAAUGUUAUUUUACACCAGAAGCGCAAUAACGGUCAAAAAUGAUUCAGAAAUACGAGAAAAAUCAAAGGAUAAUUUUUUGCGGGGACCUGGUUACGCUAAGAACUAACGUUCGCCAAAAAAAUUAUUGCUCAUUCGUCACAGGUCUUUCCCGUUUUUUCGUAUUCCAAAUGAGAUGUAAUUUGAUUUCCCCUUCGCUUCAAAACCUUCCUUGCUGUCUUUUUUGCGGUGGUUUGAAACAAAGACCAGCGAAAAUUCAAACGAUGACUUUUCCGACUUUUUUUUCCUUAUGUUUUUCGAUUUAUAAAUCAUCUAUUAACAUUAUUUUUUUCCUAUUUCUUUGUGUUUUAAUCAUGAACCAACUGGCUACUUUAUAUAGGAAGAUUUGAAACGAAGAGUUUAUCGAGAAAAAAAUUCGGAAAGGUGGCCGUCGGAAAGCUCCCUAGUCAUAUGAAAAUAACGAAAAAGGCGCCGUUUGAAUUUUCGCUGGUCUUUUUUUCAUACCACCUUUUUUGCAGUUUCGUAAAGCAAAAAUACAGAAAAGCUGUUUUUUUUUAACAUGUCAGCCUCGCGCGGAGCUCGUCAUAUCGCCCUCAUACAUGAAUGGGUAACUAGAGAGCUUAAUUUGUCCAGAAGGAGGGAUUGACUUGAAAAACUGAACCAAAAACCGGAUAAAAAUUAUAUCUAUGCUGAGGAAGGUGGCGUCAGCAACAAAAUACACAUACUUCAACCUCAUAGAGGUAGUCACACUUUAAAAUUCAAAAUAAUUCGAGGGGACGGUUGGCGACCUUCAAAAAUCAUUCGCCAACGUAUUCCUUCACUGAUAUUAAUUUAGAACAACCAUUUUUUCAGCUGGCCUUGUUCCUGGGCCACCGUCCGUUCUUCGUCUGCCCCGUGGAAGACUACUACAUCGACAACACGAAUUGCUCGAUUCCCCCCUCUUUCCAGCCCGAGAGCUACGCCGUCCCACGGCCUUUCUACUGGAUCUUCAAGAUUUUGAGGUUUCACCCCCAUUCGAUGAUUCAAAAUGAGCAUUUGAAUUGAAAGACGUGACCCGCACAUACAACUGUUUCCGUUCGUGUUCCACGCCAUCGUCAUGGCCCUUUUCGCGUCUCUUCUGGGUCCUUUCGGCGGUUUCUUCGCCAGUGGUUUCAAGAGGGCUUUCAAAAUCAAGGUUCGUGUUGGGUUUUCGAGAAUUUCUUGGGGAGGAUUUGAAAGUUUCAGGUAACUUUAAAUGAAUAUAAAAUUUAUAAAUUGAAUUGAAAUCAUAAUUUUUCAUUCGGUUAGUAUAAAUCAAAACAUGAAUUGAAAUCAGCGAAAUGCGGGAAUUUUUCAUCGUCUAAAAAUAUUCACAUUUUUUGAAAUUCGUAUUAACACUAGAAUGAAACAUUUUUUUCUGAUAUAUGCUGACGCAAUUUUGAAAAGUAUCGUUGAAAUUCUUUGAACUCCCUGAAUCCAAUUUUACCGUUUCUGUUGUUAUUCUUUGUGUUUUUUUCAAUUUUUUUAAUGCUAAUUUUUUUGUAUCUUACAAAAUUCGAACGAAAAAUUUGGCAACAGAUUUUUUGUCGAUUUCCUUUUUUAUCCGGAAAAAAGGUAUUUUCCACGUCUAGUUAUCGAUUUCCAGCAAAUACAACUUUUUUAAACGUUCUAACAUUUCGAUCCGCUCCAAAUAGUCGGCUGAAGCGGAAUUUAGAGUUGAAUAAAUGAAAUAUUUUUAAGAAAUUUAGAGGUUUUAGUUCAGAAGAUUGAUUUCCUCUUGAACACAACAAAAUAAGAACUUUUACUGUUUCACUUUUUCAUUUUAAAACUUUCAAAUUGAACUAGAAAUUUUAUGCCAAGAUUCAACGAACAAUUCUAAAAUAAAAAUGAGUUUUAGGACUUUGGUGACGUGAUCCCGGGACACGGCGGCCUGAUGGAUCGUUUCGAUUGUCAACUUCUGAUGGGAACUUUUGUCAACGUCUUCAUCCACACCUUCAUUCGGUGAUUAUUUACAGUUUUGUCAGAAAAAAUACGAAAAACCGCCUUUUUUGACCAAAACUUUCUUGUAUGAAGUUUAAUCUUUGCGGAACUUUCUGGAGUUGUAGUGACUGUUAUUUGAAACACUAUGGUGGUAUUUCAGUCCAAAAAAAGAAACGCAGCUUUGUAGAGCUUCUCGAAGUAAUAAUAGGCGUGAUUGGUCUCAGUUGAUUGAGUUCAAUGCUCUAUUGAAACCACAAAGUUGGAACACAUUUAUGAAUAGCCUUCAAGAUUUUUGAGGUCAUAAAGUUUGUAUAGUUUAAAAUCUGCAAAGUGUUACCGGAAUAAUCAAAACAACACAAAAAAUAAGAGAAAGCUAGAUAUUUGACGAUUUUUUCCACCUCCACAUGUUGAGCACACUUUUCAUUACGAUGGACUUUUUUAAUCUAAAAAAACGUUCCCAAAAUCGGUUUUUUUUUAAACUUUUUUUCACUGAAACAUUCAAGCUCUUCUUAUCUUCUUCUUCUUCUUACGCCUUUGUACCGCUUGAGCGGCGUCGGCGCCCCAAGUCGAUUAGCCGAGGUCCUAUCCUGAUGAUAAUCAGUGGACUGGCUCCAGUGACAUAUCCGUCCUUGUGUGUGACGGCUGGGGAUUUUGAAGUCGUGGUUUCCCACUACCAACAUUUCUUAAACCCCUUGGUUGGGUCGGGGCGGGGAUCGAACUUGUGACCCUGUGGACCGUAGACAGGCACACAACCUGUUGCGCUACGGCGCGCCCAUUCAAGCUCUUCUAAUACGAUUUUUAUUCAUUUUCGGAUUUUACUGAAUACUUUUCAGUGUGCCGAACCCAUCGAAGCUGGUGACGCAGAUCCUUUGGCUCGGCCCUGAAGACCAGUUGACCGUUUUCAACGCUCUCAGAGAGGAAUUGACCAAAUCUGGUCUUUUGCCCUGA
Molecule: messenger RNA, 7345 nt
Organism: Caenorhabditis auriculariae
Lineage: Eukaryota; Metazoa; Nematoda; Chromadorea; Rhabditida; Rhabditidae
Source: the annotation of a GenBank genome assembly